Molecule: messenger RNA, 957 nt
Organism: Talpa occidentalis (Iberian mole)
Lineage: Eukaryota; Metazoa; Chordata; Mammalia; Eulipotyphla; Talpidae
Product: olfactory receptor 10AG1-like
Exons: 1
Coding region: 1-957 (318 amino acids)
Biological process (GO): G protein-coupled receptor signaling pathway
Cellular component (GO): membrane
Molecular function (GO): olfactory receptor activity; G protein-coupled receptor activity
Source: RefSeq, a predicted model, not a curated record
AUGGAAUGCAUAGGACAAAAUUUCCAGCUGGGGAACCACACCGCAUUGGUGGAAUUCAUCCUGAUUGGGUUUUCUGAUGUCCCCAACCUUCAAGGAUUUCUUUUUGGUUUAUUUCUGAUACUCUAUAUCUUUAUUCUUAUGGGAAAUAGUCUCAUUGUCAUAAUAACUAAGGUUGAUCCCUCACUCCAGACCCCGAUGUAUUUCUUUCUUGGGAAUUUCUCCUUUUUGGAAAUAUGUUACGUUUCAGUUACUCUCCCCAGGUUAUUAGCAGAUCUCUAUAGACAACAUGGGAAUAUUUCAUUUGUGGCCUGUGCUAUUCAAACAUAUUUCUUUCUGAUGUUUGGAGACACUGAAUGCUUUAUUCUCACUGCCAUGGCUUAUGACAGGUAUGUUGCUAUCUGUAAUCCAUUACUCUACCCGGUCAUCAUGAAGAGUAGACUAUGUAUACAAUUGGCAGCUGCCUGUUGGAUCACUUCCAUUCCAAUACAAAUAGGGUUCAUCUCUCAGAUCUUCUCUUUACCCUUCUGUGAAUGUAACCAUUUGGAUCACUUUUUCUGUGAUGCACCUGCAGUUGUUAAGCUUGCUUGUGGGGAUGUCUUCAUGACUGAGAUGUUGAUGUAUGCAAUCACUGCCUUAGUCGCCACUAUGCCUUUUUUAUUGAUUAUUGGAUCUUAUGUGAAAAUAAUCUCCACCAUCCUGAAACUACCAUCAGCAACUGGGAGAGCCAAGGCCUUCUCGACUUGUUCUUCCCAUCUCAUGGUUGUGACUUUAUUCUUUGGAUCAGGUAUCAUUGUUUAUAUGAAACCUAAGUCCACUCACUCAACAGGAAUGGACAAAUUCCUCUCUCUUUUUUACACCAUCUUGAUACCAGUGUUUAACCCCAUUAUAUACUGUCUGAGAAACAAAGAUGUUAUGGUUGCAUUGGGAAAAUUCCUACAGAAUUGGAUUGUGCCAUGA